AUGGUGAGGACGCGGCAGGGGAGAGGCAGUGCGACAGACUCCCCUUACGGGUUUUGUAACAUACUGAUACAGGUGCAGGGACUGGGCGGUAAGUCAGAUUCCGAGGAAGAUGAGCCCUCCAAGAAGAAAACUGUCCUUCAGGGAUCCGGCGAGGGCGCUGGCCUGUCUGCCUUGCUUCCCCAGCCUAAAAACCUGCCUGUGAAAGAGACUGGCAGGCUGCCCCUGCCCCACGCCUCCUCCCGGAAGCCCGCGGAUGGCUCCUCUGACACUAAGCCCUCCAGACAGGCUUCUAAGACCAAGCCCUCUUCCCUCGCCUCUGUCGUGGGCACCACAACCACCACUCCGUCACCCUCUGCCAUCAAGGCUGCCGCCAAGAGUGCUGCCCUACAGGUGACGAAGCAGAUCACGCAGGAGGAGGACGACAGUGAUGAGGAAGUAGCCCCCGAGAACUUUUUCUCCCUCCCUGACAAGGCUGAGCCGCCUGGAGUUGAGCCAUACCCUUACCCCCUCCCUGCCGUCCCUGAAGAGCUGCCUCCGGGCACGGAACCUGAGCCGGCCUUCCAGGACGACGCAGCCAAUGCCCCCCUCGAAUUCAAGAUGGCAGCGGGCUCAAGUGGGGCCCCUUGGAUGCCUAAGCCCGGGGAUGACUACGGCUACAACCAGUUUUCCACAUAUGGCGAUGCCAAUGCCGCUGGUGCUUAUUAUCAGGAUUAUUACAGUGGUGGCUACUAUCCUGCACAGGACCCGGCCCUGGUCCCCCCCCAGGAAAUUGCCCCAGACGCCUCCUUCAUCGAUGACGAAGCGUUUAAGCGGCUACAGGGCAAGAGGAACCGAGGGAGGGAGGAAGUCAACUUUGUGGAGAUCAAAGGUGACGACCAGCUCAGUGGGGCUCAGCAGUGGAUGACCAAGUCGUUGACAGAAGAGAAAACCAUGAAGUCAUUCAGCAAAGUAAGCGGGAAGGGUCUGUUGCAUGGCUAACUUGGGGGUGGGGGGUGCCCAGAGCAGAAUCUGGGCCUGCUCCUGUCCCGACCCCACACCCGAUGGUUC
Panthera uncia (snow leopard) is the source of this 1047-nucleotide messenger RNA. RefSeq names its product proline-rich protein PRCC-like. The transcript has 6 exons. The coding region runs from base 1 to 978 and encodes 325 amino acids. The record is from RefSeq and is a predicted model, not a curated record. Gene Ontology annotation, cellular component: nucleus. NCBI's taxonomy places the organism in Eukaryota, Metazoa, Chordata, Mammalia, Carnivora, Felidae.